GACUGGCGCCGGCCGGCACCAUGCUGCGGCAGUGCGCUCUGCGGGUGCUGAGUGGCGCCCGCGCGGGGCGCGGCUGUCGCCGCUACAGCUCGUGCUCGCCGAGCGCCAGCGGCGACGCUCGAGAAGCGCGGGCCUACUUCACUACGCCCAUUUUCUACGUGAACGCCGCGCCGCACAUCGGGCACCUGUACUCGGCGCUGCUGGCCGACGCCCUGUGCCGCCACCGUCGUCUCCGCGUUCCCGGCUCCGCGUCCACGCGGUUCUCCACCGGCACGGACGAGCACGGCCUGAAGAUCCAGCAGGCGGCGGCCACCGCGGGCCUGGCCCCAAUCGAGCUGUGCGAUCGAGUGUCUGCCCAGUUCCAGCAGCUUUUCCGGGAGGCUGGCAUCUCCUCCACCGACUUCAUCCGCACCACGGAGGCUCGGCACAGGGUGGCGGUGCAGCACUUCUGGGGGUUGCUGGAGGCUCGGGGUCUGCUUUACAAAGGGAUCUAUGAAGGGUGGUAUUGCGCCUCCGACGAGUGCUUCCUGCCUGAGGCCAAGGUUACUCGGCAGGUGGGUCCGUCCGGGGAUCCAUGUCCUGUGUCUCUCGAGAGCGGACACCCUGUCUCCUGGACCAAGGAAGAAAAUUACAUUUUCAGGCUUUCCCAGUUUCGAGAACCUCUCCAGCAGUGGCUUCGAAACAACCCUCAGGCGAUCACCCCGGAGCCGUUCCACCGGGCAGUCCUUCAGUGGCUGGAGGAGGAGCUGCCUGAUUUGUCGGUUUCUCGGAGGAGUAGCCACCUGCACUGGGGCAUUCCGGUUCCCGGGGACGACUCGCAGACUAUCUACGUGUGGCUGGAUGCCCUGGUCAACUACCUCACUGUAGCUGGCUACCCAGAUGCAGAGUUCAAGUCUUGGUGGCCCGCCACAUCACAUAUCAUAGGUAAGGACAUUCUCAAAUUUCAUGCUAUUUACUGGCCUGCCCUUCUCCUAGGGGCUGGAUUGAGGCCACCACAUCGCAUCUGUGUACAUUCGCACUGGACAGUGAGUGGCCAAAAGAUGUCCAAGAGCUUGGGCAACGUGGUGGAUCCCAGGACUUGCCUUGAUCGGUAUACUGUGGAUGGCUUCCGCUAUUUUCUCCUUCGGCAGGGUGUUCCCAACUGGGACUGCGACUAUUAUGAUGAAAAGGUGGUUAAACUGCUGGACUCCGAGCUGGCAGAUGCCAUAGGAGGGCUUUUAAACCGGUGCACCGUGCACAGAAUAAACCCUUCUGGGAUCUACCCGACUUUCUGUGCUGCCUGUUUCCCCAGGGAGCCAGGGGGCACGGGUCCGUCAGUUCGUGUGCAGGCAGAAGACUAUGAACUCGUAAAUGCAGUAGCCACUUUGCCCAAGCAGGUAGCGGGCUAUUAUGAUGCCUUUCAGAUCUAUAAGGCUCUGGAGGCGGUAUCCAGCUGUGUUCGUCAAACUAAUAGUUUCGUCCAAAGGCACGCACCGUGGAAAUUGACCUGGGAGAGCCCUGCUGAUGCUUCCUGGCUGGGUACCGUGCUUCAUGUGGCCCUGGAGUGUUUGCGAGUGUUUGGAACUUUGCUUCAGCCUGUUACUCCCAACUUAUCGGAUAAGCUGCUUUCAAGACUUGGGGUCUGUGCCACUGAGAGAGGCCUCGGGGAGGUCGACUUCCUACCUCGAUUCUAUGGACGCCCAAGCCCUUUUGAAGGGAGAAGGUUGGGACCUGACACUGGGCUUUUGUUUCCCAGACUGGACCAAUCCAGGACUUGGCUAGGGAAAGCAGACAGAACCUAGGAACGCAGUUCAUACUGGCUGGUGGUAAAAGAACAAAUGUAGUUUUUGCAUUUUCAGGAAAGUUAAAGUGUUCAGAAAGUGUUAAUCAGAGAUGAGCACAUGAGCUGUGUCCUUAAGAGCGACUGAGGUGCCUAACCCACCCUUUUCAUUUCUCUGUGCCACUAACCACUGUACUUGGUUCCCUAGUGUCUCCAAGAGAAGGACGGUUGAGGGCAGGACCAAGUUGCUGAUACUGUUCCUUCUCAUUGUACCUUCUCCCAAACCAUGGUCCACGCUACCUCUCAUAGCCUCUGCUCCUCAGGCUGAUUUAGCACAGUCCCUCCUUGAACUGCAACUGGGAUUCAAAGUCCCUGACCUGUUUUUACAGGUUAGCCCUACUUUGUUAAACACGGUAGGUCUCCUGUUAAAGAGACUUUCUUUCCUUCUUUCUUUUCUGAGAACUUUAGGAACCAGUGUCCUAGACUAGAUGAUUUUUGCCCAUGUUUGUACUCACUUUGCAGUUGUGCUUUAUAAUACUACACUUCAUCCAGUAGGGGACUCUGCUCUCACAAUUCAGCCUCUUCACAGCGUGGCUUCAGAAGACUUAGAAUUAUUUUCAGCUUUCUAAAUUCACAGAGCUUUAGAAUUUUACCGUUUUUCUUAAAGGAUAACUUUGAAACCACUGUUAUUUUAACAAUACAAGAUACUAGGGUUCUCAUUUUAAAACUACUAAAAGUGACAUGUACAAUAAGCUAGUAGGUAAAUAUAACAGGUUUAUAUGAUAAAACUAAAGCUCUUGAGGUACACUGUGUAGUACCAGUAUAAAUUUCAGUAGUGGUUAUAUGUAUAAUGCAUCUAUAAAGCCCUCUCUUUAUAUUUCUUAUUUCUUAACUUAGACAUAUAUAAUUUACCUCAUAUUACUAUUUUUGGUCAAUCAGGAUACAUAGUACAAAAUCAUGUAAUAUUGUUAUUAAUAUAUUUGUCAAAGUAAUUUUUGUUGAUUACUUUUCUUUGAGACAAGGUUUCACUAUGCAGUUCAGUCUCCUGCCUCAACCUUUCAGGUGUUGGUAUUACAGGGUGUGCCACAAUGCCUGUCUUGUUCUUUCAACUUGUUAUUAAAGCUUGAUCAUAACUACCUUA
Psammomys obesus (fat sand rat) is the source of this 2900-nucleotide messenger RNA. RefSeq names its product methionyl-tRNA synthetase 2, mitochondrial (gene Mars2). The record is from RefSeq and is a predicted model, not a curated record. Gene Ontology annotation, biological process: methionyl-tRNA aminoacylation. Bases 21 to 1781 code for a protein of 586 amino acids. Gene Ontology annotation, molecular function: methionine-tRNA ligase activity; ATP binding. The transcript has a single exon. NCBI's taxonomy places the organism in Eukaryota, Metazoa, Chordata, Mammalia, Rodentia, Muridae.